GCACGACCUCCACCUCCCUCCUCCACUCGCCUGCGGGUUCCGGGGCUGAGAGGCGGGCGCGCCGUGAUUGCGUCACCGGCCCACCCGCCGCCGUGGUUUCCCUGGCGACCGGGAGGGCGCCCGGAGCAGAGGCGAGGGAGAUGCUGGCUAGGCGGCCGCGUAAUCCUCUGCAGGCCCUGCAGCGCCGCACUCAGGAACUGAAGCUACAGGUUGAUGGCUUGCUUUCUGAGAGUCAAUUGAAAGAAGCUCUAGAAGCCAGUAAAAGGCGAGAUAUUUACCAAAGGUGUAUCCAGUUAAAACGGGCGAUAGAUGAAAAUAAAGAUGCUCUUCAAAAAUUGAACAAAGCUGAUGAACCUGCACCUAUUGGGAACUACAAUCAGAAAAAAGAGGAUGAACACAGUCUUUUGGAUAAGCUUACCCACCAACUGCAGGAGCUUGCUGUGUCCAUAAGUAGAGAAAAUAUAACUGAAAUUGGGGCACUUCCUGAAAGAGAGGAAGAUGACAAUUCUGCUGAAGAAGAUGAAGAAGCUGAAGAAGAGGAUGACGAUGAAGAAGAAGAAAGUGAAGACACUGGGGACGAAGAAGAAACAGAAGAGGAAGAGAAACAGGAACAUGAAUCCCAGCAACAGGCCACAGGCAAAGAAUACAUUGCUAUUGGAGAUUUUACUGCUCAGCAAGCUGGGGACCUUACAUUUAAGAAGGGAGAAAUUCUCCUUGUAAUUGAAAAAAAACCUGAUGGUUGGUGGAUAGCUAAGAAUACCAACGGAAACAAAGGUCUCAUUCCCAGAACCUACCUGGAGCCCUAUAAUAAAGAAGAAGGCCAAGACUCAAGUGAGGAAGGCAGCGAAGAAGAUACAGAGGUGGGGGACCAAACAGCAGAAGGGGCAGAAGUUAAACAAAGAACUGAUUCUCAUUGGAAUGCUGUCCGGAAAGCUAUCUCGGAGCAGAUAAACACUAUUGAUGUGCUAACCACAAUGGGAGCUAUUCCUUCAGGGUUCAGGCCUUCCAUGCUCUUCCAGCUUCUGGAAGAAGGGAAUCAAUUUCAAGCAAGUUACUUCUUACAACCAGAGCUCACUCCUUCACAGCUGGCCUUCAGAGAUCUAAUGUGGGAUGCUAAAGCAGGCACGAUUAAGUCAAUACCAAGUCGUGUUUCAUUCAUUCUGACCCUCUGGAGCUGUAAAAUGAUUCCUCUUCCAGGAACAAGCAUCCAGGUGCUCAGUAGACAUGUUAGCCUCUGUCUGUUUGAUGGAAAUAAGGUUCUGAGCAACAUUCAUACAGUCAGAGCCACAUGGCAACCUAAAAAGCCCAAAACAUGGACUUUUUCUCCCCAGGUCACAGGCAUCUUGCCAUGCUUGCUUGAUGGUGAUUGUUUUAUCAGAUCCAAUUCUUCAUCUCCAGAUCUUGGAAUAUUAUUUGAACUUGGAAUUUCUUAUAUUCGCAAUUCAACCGGUGAAAGAGGAGAGUUAAGUUGUGGCUGGGUGUUUCUUAAACUUUUUGAUGCCAGUGGAAUUCCUAUUCCAGCAAAAACGUAUGAACUCUUCUUGAAUGGUGGCACCCCUUAUGAAAAAGGUGUUGAAGUGGACCCUUCGGUAUCCAGAAAAGCACAUGGGAAUGUUUUCCAUCAGAUGAUGAUGAUGAGAAGGCAGCCUCAACUCCUAGUAAAACUGAGAUCUUCGAACAGAAGAUCAAGAAACUUACUAAGAGCUCAAGAGAGGGACCUGAGCACCGUCUUGAAUUGCCACUCCACUCCGCAUGAUCCGGAAAUAAGUGUGCCCAGUAGUGUCAAGUGUGGGCUGGUGCAGCCUAGGCUCAGCCGAUUCUCGUAGAGACCGGGCCAUGGGCACAGAGAAUCCAGAGGUCCCCACCGGGCUGUGUGUCAGCUGUGCUGGGGGUCUGUGGUGAGAGACUGGGAACCAGCAUAGGAGCUUUGGGGCAUUUCUGCUCUGAGCCUGCACAGAGGUGGAGACUGAGGCGGGACCGAUCCAUCUCAGUCCCCUUUCCUCCCCUGACCGCCAUCUUCAGUGGAUGGGAGAGGAAGCAAGUAACGGUGCCAACAGCCCUCCUCCUCUCCUUCAAAAGUACAUUCCACCUCUGUCCCCACCCCCUUGGUGCUUAAAGAACUCCACCUUUGUUUAGCCAGACUCCCCUGCUGAAAGGAGAAAAGACCGAAGCUUUUAACAGUAUGCCUAGGGACAUACUACAGAGCACACAGACCCAAGGUUGGGAAGCCCAGUGAGAGUUUGCCUUCCUGCCCAGUUUUACCCAGUGCCCUUGCGAGUCGGCUUCCUACUGCCCUCUCACCAGCCAGCAAGCAGUCUUACGUGUGUGUACCUUUGGAUGUCAGCAGAAAUGCAAAUUAAUCAAUGUAGACGCAUCUCUUUUACCAAAGAGCCCCAGAAUCCUGCCCAUGGGACUCCUUUUGUGGGGACAGUUGUAAUCAUCGUGACCCUCUCGGCAUGAGAUGAAAGAGGGAGCAAAUAGAUCCUUCAGUUUCACCAAGUCUCGCCAUUCUAAUUUUGGAGCUGUUUUUCGAUGGACUUUAACCUGAUGUGAUUUAGGCAAAGGCCCCGAUGAGGGAAAGCCCUGAAUUUAGACCCAGACCCCCAGUGCGUGAGUUCAGGAUGCCCAGAAAUACCCGUCUGUGGAAGUAGGCUAGGUGCAUGUGUAUAAAUUUGCUGGAAACUUGUCUGUCUGUGCCUUUUUGAUGUAUCCCAUCUUUUUUUCUCCUUUACUCCCAUUGUACUGUUUCUAAAAAUAAAUGAGAUGAUAGUGCUACCA
Molecule: messenger RNA, 2778 nt
Organism: Felis catus (domestic cat)
Lineage: Eukaryota; Metazoa; Chordata; Mammalia; Carnivora; Felidae
Gene: NPHP1
Product: nephrocystin 1
Exons: 17
Coding region: 141-1826 (561 amino acids)
Biological process (GO): protein localization involved in establishment of planar polarity
Cellular component (GO): cytoplasm; cilium
Molecular function (GO): protein binding
Source: RefSeq, a predicted model, not a curated record